UAAAGUUUUGUGGUUUUUGAAACCUUCCUCUUCACGCCGGCAACCAUGGCGGACUACGAUCUGACCACCAGGAUCGCGCAUUUUCUGGACCGGCACCUGGUCUUCCCGCUUCUCGAGUUCUUAUCCGUCAAAGAGAUUUACAAUGAGAAGGAACUGCUGCAAGGGAAGUUGGACCUGCUCAGUGACACCAACAUGGUGGACUUUGCCAUGGAUGUGUAUAAAAACCUCUAUCCUGACAAAGAGAUCCCCCCAACUCUAAGAGAGAAAAGGACCACGGUUGUCGCACAACUGAAACAGCUUCAAGCAGAGACAGAACCGAUCGUGAAGAUGUUUGAAGAUCCUGAAACGACUCGACAGAUGCAGUCGACUAGGGAUGGACGGAUGCUUUUUGACCACCUUGCUGAUAAACAUGGGUUCAGACAGGAGUACCUGGACACGCUCUACAGAUACGCCAAGUUCCAGUACGAAUGCGGAAACUACUCCGGAGCCGCCGAGUACCUGUACUUCUUCAGGGUGUUGGUGCCCUCAACAGACAGGAACGCCCUCAGCUCCCUUUGGGGAAAGCUGGCUUCAGAAAUCCUGAUGCAAAAUUGGGAUGCCGCGAUGGAGGAAGUCACCAGGCUAAAGGAAACAAUCGAUAACAAUUCUGUGAGUUCUCCACUCCAGUCUCUUCAGCACCGAACCUGGCUCAUCCACUGGUCGCUCUUUGUCUUUUUCAACCAUCCUAAGGGCCGAGAUAACAUCAUUGACCUGUUCCUCUACCAGCCUCAAUACCUGAAUUCCAUUCAGACCAUGUGCCCACAUAUUCUCCGAUACCUCACCACCGCAGUCAUCACCAACAAAGAUGUCCGGAAGAGACGGCAAGUCCUGAAAGAUUUGGUGAAAGUGAUCCAGCAGGAAUCUUACACCUACAAGGAUCCCAUCACAGAGUUUGUGGAGUGUUUAUAUGUUAAUUUUGACUUUGACGGAGCACAGAAGAAGCUAAGAGAGUGCGAGUCAGUGCUUGUGAACGACUUCUUCCUUGUGGCAUGUCUGGAAGAUUUCAUUGAAAAUGCCCGGCUUUUUAUCUUUGAGACCUUCUGCCGCAUCCAUCAGUGUAUCAGCAUCAACAUGUUGGCCGAUAAGCUGAAUAUGAGCCCCGAAGAAGCUGAGAGGUGGAUUGUCAAUUUAAUUAGGAAUGCCAGACUGGACGCCAAGAUAGACUCCAAACUGGGUCAUGUUGUAAUGGGAAACAAUGCCGUGUCGCCCUAUCAGCAAGUCAUCGAGAAGACAAAGAGUCUUGCCUUCCGCAGUCAGAUGCUGGCAAUGAAUAUAGAAAAGAAGAUGAACCAGAACACCAGAACUGAUGCACCGACCUGGGGGGCUCAGGACUCCGGGUUCUACUGAUAACUUAUCACCACAGUUCCUGAUAUAAUAUAUUCAGCAUCUUGCACAUUCCCACCUCCGUGUAAGGUUCAAGUAUGUUAAUAAAAUUGUCUACCAUUCAUUUUA
Messenger RNA from Bufo gargarizans (Asiatic toad), 1491 nucleotides. RefSeq names its product eukaryotic translation initiation factor 3 subunit E (gene EIF3E). The record is from RefSeq and is a predicted model, not a curated record. Gene Ontology annotation, biological process: translational initiation. NCBI's taxonomy places the organism in Eukaryota, Metazoa, Chordata, Amphibia, Anura, Bufonidae. Gene Ontology annotation, cellular component: cytoplasm; eukaryotic translation initiation factor 3 complex; nucleus. Gene Ontology annotation, molecular function: translation initiation factor activity. Bases 46 to 1386 code for a protein of 446 amino acids. The transcript is spliced from 13 exons.